This is a messenger RNA of Drosophila subobscura, 7723 nucleotides long. It is a transcript of the gene raskol, whose product is annotated as ras GTPase-activating protein raskol. The transcript has 6 exons. The coding region runs from base 952 to 7482 and encodes 2176 amino acids. The record is from RefSeq and is a predicted model, not a curated record. Gene Ontology annotation, biological process: regulation of GTPase activity. Lineage: Eukaryota; Metazoa; Arthropoda; Insecta; Diptera; Drosophilidae.
UUUGCGUUGAGGCCGUUGUUGAUACCUCUGUUUUUUAUACCCUUGAAAUACGAUAAUUCUAAAAUUAUCCCAGGCGCUUGCAAAACAUUGGAAUAGCCGCGGUUGGAGCGCGCGCACGCGUAUUACUGUUGUUUUUUUUUUUGUUUGUUGCGUUGUACGGGUUGCUUUUUUUUUGUUGUUAAGUGGUUUUAACAAUUGUUGUGUUUUUGUUGGCGUAUUUGUUGCGCCUGCCUGUUUGGUUUAUGGACAUCCGACACUUCUGGGACGUUCUUUUAAUACAUUUUAAUGUGAAAAAAAUGUGUUGAUGCAGCAGCAUCUGUUGUGCCCGCGACUGUGUCCUGUGCAUGUGUGUGUUGUUUGUGUAUGCUGGCAUUCCAGGGCAGUGUCUGUGUGAGUGUGUUUUACACUGAAGCACUGCUUUUUCGAGGUGCUGCAACUAAAAACCAAAUCAAAAGUUAACCCAAGCGACGAUGUGAUGCGCGACAGUGAUAAACGACACAAAACAAAAGCAGCAAGAGAGCGAAACAGCAACAGCAACGACUAUUGCAACCACAAAACAGAGAUAUCAAAGAAGAGAAAGAAAUAAGAAAAAAAAGCGUUGGCUGCAAACGCGGAAAUGCACUUGAGCGCAUAAUUUUUAUAAACCAAGCGACAAAACAACACCAACCAACAAACAAAAACAAAAGAAGCAGAAUAAGAAGAAGAAGCAGCAACAGAGCAAGAAAUUGCUUGUCAGCAAAUUGCAGACGAAAAAGGAGAAGAAGAGAAGAUACCUGCACAUCAACGAACGGACGCUCUGCUCCCUCUCUUCUUUCUUUCUGUCUCCUUUUUGUGCGCGUGUGUGUGAGUGUUGUAUGUGCGUGUGUGUGUGUGAGCAAUGAUCAGCGAGGCGCCUGUGCACAGCAGCAGCAGCAGCAGAGACCAUUGAAAACAACGGGCGCACACACCAAAAUGUUUCAGGCGGCCACCGCCAGUGACGCUAGCAUUACAACAACAACAAACACAGAACAAAGAAGCGACGCCGCAAACGUAACAGUAACAGCAACAGCAACGCCAGAGGAAAAAACGCAACGCCGUCGUUCCACGUUCUAUGUCCCAUUAGUGAUCGAAGACGAAGAAGAGGACAAAGCGGAGGAGGAUAAACAGAAGCAAAAGGAGAAGGAAUCCUCGCCCUACGGUGGCAGCAGCUGCAGCAGCAGUUCCAGCCUGAGUAGCAGCAGCAAUAACAACAACAACAACACACCCGAACAUACCACACAUCCCCCCCAAAAACAGUCCUCUUCAUCGAAAGGCUUUGGGUUGAGGAAGUCGGGCUCCGUUAAGAGCGGAGUGGCCAAGGUGAGUGCGCUCUUUGAGCGCAGCAGCCACAGAAGUGGUAGCCAGAGCGGAGGGAAGGUCAACAAAAUGUCACCGCCGUGCGGCUUCAACUGGAGCAUCAGCGGCAGUGAGAAUGCCGCCCAGUAUUCCGACUCGGACGAGGAUGAGGAGAAUUCGGUGGAGGCGAUGCAUCGCGAACAGUUGCUCAAAUCGCUGCCAUCGGCCGCGGCAUCUUCCACGGCCUCACCUUCGAAACUGAAGCGAUAUGGGAUCGUGUUGAACGUGAUCAGCCUCAAUGGCAGCAGUGACUGCGAUUCGGAAGGAGGUGCUCCCGGGGGGUGCACUCAAACUGCCGCUGCCGCCGCCGCCACCGCCACUCUCAGAAGUCACUCUAAUGAGGAUCAGGACAUUGCGAUGGCAAAUCCGACACCGCCCAAGCAGCAGGCUCUCUCCCUGUCCCCAGCGCAUUCGCGUCAAUCGUCGUCCGGCGUAUCAUCAGUAAACCAAGGGGUUGCUGGUGGUGACGACGACGAUGACUCAGAGAUAAGUCGCAUGCAGACGAACACCUCAACGCCCAUCAAGCUGAUGAAGUCGCGAUCGCGCACGAACAUACUCGCCGUACCGCUGCCCACUGUGGAGAGAGGGCUCGCAACAGCAACAUCAACGGCAACGGGAACAGCAGCUGCGAGUGCGAGUGCGACUGCGUCAUCACCUUGCGGCAGCAGUAAUUCCACGACAACGACAACCACAACGCUGAUUACGCUCCGAGCCAAAUCGAAGACCCUACCCCAGAACCUAUCCCCGUCAGUAGCACUCCGCGAGGCAUCCGCUCUACACCAGUCGCCGUAUCCGCAUCCACACUCGCAGCAGCACAACCUGCCCAAACAGCGGCAACUGUUCGGUGGGAGUACGGCCAGCCAUUUGCCAGAGCAAAGUGGUGGUUCCUCCUCGCCCUACAAGCUUCAGGGCAGCUCGUCGGCCACAUCGAUAAUCACGCACAGUUUCCCCCCGAAGAACCUCUUUCUGCUCAAGUCGACGCCCAAGCUGACGGCCGCGGAUGCAACUGCCGGUGGCACGUGUCCACCGCCGGUGCACACAUCAGCGAUCUGCUCGCCGCCCAAGAAAUCGCUCAGCUUCAUUCGACGCGCCCACUCCACGAAGGUGUCGCGCAGCAAUUCCCUGCUAAAGACCAUCGGUGGCGGAGUGGGAUCGGGACUGGCAGGCGGAGAAGGGACGUCUGCCCACCAAAGUAGUCUGUUGAUGAUGCACUCGAGCAGUCAGUAUUCGCAGCAGCUGUCGGCGUCGUCCAGCUGUGCUGGCGACAGUGGCAUCGGCACCGGCAGCUGGGGCAAGCACUUUUAUCUGCCCUACGAUGUCUGCCCCCUGGGUCUAGACGAGCUGAACAGCUACUUUCAAACGGAUCACUGCGAGGAGCUCAUCUGUGAGCGUUUCAAGAUCAAGGAUCUGGUGAUGCAUGCCACAGCCUCCUCGGCCACCGAAGCCGGCGUAGGAUGCAACACAACAACAGCAACAGUGGAUGAGGAGGAUACGACAGUGACAGCGGACGAUGAUGCGGGACAUCAUUCUGAUACUUCCUACGAGAAGGCCUGUCGUCGGGGAUCAGCGCCCACAACGCCCAUUUUGGGCAGCAAACAGCAUCAGCAGCAGGAGCACAAUGCCACAUCGCGUUUUACAAAUUUCUUUACCAAAAAAUCCAAUCCCUUGAAGCGUACCAAAUCGGUGACCAAAUUGGAGCGGACGAAGCGCGGAUCGGGCGGCUUGAGAGGCUCUCGUUCGCAUGAGAGUCUGCUGUCGAGUCAUGCGGUUAUGUCCACGAUUGAUCUCUCCUGCACUGGGGCCGUGGGUGUGGCACCCGUCCAUCAAUCGGUGCUGGGCCGCAGGCAUUGCUUUCAGGUGCGCGGUGGACCACGCGGCGAGCGCUACUACUCGUGCGGCUCACGGCAGGAGCGUGAUCUGUGGAUAUAUUCGCUGCGCAAGUCGAUAGCACCGAAUGCCGAGCACACGCGUCGCACCGACAACUCCCUGAAGAUGUGGGUGUACGAGGCCAAGAAUCUGCCGGCCAAGAAGAAGUACUUCUGUGAGCUGCAGCUGGACAAGACACUGUAUGGUCGGACGAGCGUUAAGCUGCAGACGGAUCUGCUGUUUUGGGGCGAGCAUUUCGACUUCCCGGACAUACCGGAGAUCAAUGUGAUCACCGUGAAUGUGUUCCGCGAGGUGGACAAAAAGAAGAAGCGGGACAAGUAUCAGUUCGUUGGCUCCGUGAAGAUACCCGUGCAUGAGGUAAGCUCGCGGCUGCCCUGCGAGCACUGGUACCCGAUACUCAGCGAGAAGGCCGGCGACAGCCUCGGCCGACACUCGGGCAAUGGCAAGGAGAGCAACGGCAGCAGCGGCAAGGAUCGCGAGAAGGAGCAGGUGCCAACGCUGCGCAUCAAGUGCCGCCUGCAGAGCACCGACAUCCUGCCCAUUAACAUUUAUGGCAACUUUCUGGCCUAUCUCAAGGAUAAUUACAAGCGCGUGUGCGAGACGCUCGAGCCGGUGAUUGGUGUCAAGGCCAAGGAGGACAUUGGCCAGGCCUUGGUGCUGCUGAUGCACGCCCAGGGGCUGGCCGGUGCCUUUCUCACCGAUGUGGUGGCCCUCGAUCUGCUGCGCGUCGGUGAUCAGCGGCUCACGUUCCGUGGCAAUUCGCUGGCCACCAAGAGCAUGGAGGCAUUCCUGAAGCUAACCGGCGAACAGUAUCUGCAGGACACCCUCUCGGCGCCCAUUAACGAGCUUAUCCACUCGGAGCGUGACUGCGAGGUGGAUCCCACAAAGGCGAGCGGCUCCUCGGCGGGCUCCCUGCAGCGUCAGCAGGCGGCGCUGCGUGCCGCUGUCCGCAAUGCCUGGCAAUGCAUCUACGAGUCGCACAAGCAUUUCCCCGCCCAGCUGCGCAAUUGCUUUGCCACGUUCCGUGAGCGCCUGCAGCAGCUGGGGCGCCAGGAUAUGGCCGAUAAUUUGAUCUCGGCCAGCAUUUUCCUGCGCUUCCUGUGCCCGGCCAUACUGUCGCCGUCGCUGUUUAAUAUCACCAGCGAAUUGCCGUCGGCCCGGGCCACCCGCAACCUCACGCUGGUCGCCAAGACGCUCCAGACGCUGGCCAACUUCACGCGCUUCCAGGGCAAGGAGAACUUUAUGGAGUUCCUGAACGAUUUCCUCGAGCAGGAGGCCGAUCGCAUGCAGCAGUUCCUGGAGAUAAUAUCCACGCGGCCGGAGCACCCGACCCCAGACUCGAUACUCGACUGGGCGGGCUACAUUGAUCAGGGCAAGCAGCUGUCGAUUCUGCACAGCUUGCUCAGCGAGAGCCUGGCCAAGCUGCCGGAGGCGCGACAGCACGAGCUGGAUCCCCUGCAGCACAUCCUCGAUGACAUAACCAAAGCCCGCGAGCAGGGAAGCCUCGGCAUGGCGCUGCCAGGCGGAUAUUUGCCCACGUCCACGCAUUCGAUAGCCACCAGCGAGAAUCAGGAGAAUCGACAGCCCAGCAGCGCUGGCAUGGGCAUGGGCAUGGGCAUGGCUGCCUCCUCCUCCUCGUCGGCUGGUGGGGGUCUGGCCGAGCUGCUGCCACAGCAGACACAGCUGGCACAGCCGCAGCAUGCGAUUGUGAGCAAGCCGCUGUCCGCGGAGCGUGGCAUCAUGCGGGGUGUCCUCACACCCAAUUCCCUGGAGAAGAAUAUCUUUCGGUAUAACGAUCCCACGGUCAAUGGAAUACUUCUCCAGCAGCAGCAGCAGCAGCAGCAACAGCAGCAACAGCAGCAGCAGCAGCAUCCGAUGCAGUUGCACUCCAAUUCGCAGAGCUCCAUUGCUGGCGUGGGUGCGGGACAGCAGCAGCAGCAGUAUGGAGGAGGCUUGCAGCAUGCCCAGUCGCAAAGUUCGAUGGCAUCUUCAUCGUUGAAUGGCAGCAGCAGCAAUCUGUUGCAUUCGCACACGCAGCAACAGCAGCAGCAGCAGCAGCAGCUCCACUCGCAUCACCAGUCGCAGCAUUUGCACUGUCCGCCCGGACCGCAGACGAGUGCUUCGAGCACAAUGGAGCGCAUGGAUCGGAUGGAACGUCUGGGGCAGUCGUAUCAGUAUGUGGUCAAUGGCUCGGGGCACAUCCAUGGCCAUGGACAUGGCCACCAGAAUGGCAACGAGUACGAGAGCGGCCACAGUCAGAGUCCCUCCUCAUCCACCAGCAGAUCCAGGACACUGCCACGCAAUGGCAAUGGCAAUGGAAGUCCCGGCAAUGCCAAUCCCAAUCCCAAUCCCAAUCCGAUUAACAAUAACAACAAUCAGGGCAGCUAUGAUGACAUGCAUGACAGGGAGUUCCAGAUACAAAUCUCUGGCCUCGACACAAGCAGCGCUUUUGUCCGCAAGUCACCCACGCCCAUGAUGAAGUCCACCAGCGGUGGCGGCUUGGGUGGCGUCUCAGCGGGCCGUAUGCAUCAGCAUAAACUGAAUCUGGGCAUACCGGAUCACUCCGGAGGAGCGGCAACGGGAGCGGGCUACCCGCGACAGCAGCAGCAGCAGCAGCACCAGUCGAACCUGCAUCCCAAUUCGAAUAUGCCCAAGAAUCUGGAGGAUCUUGACGAUCUCUUCAAGUAUGCGGAGGAGCAUGAUGUGGCGGAGCAUCAUCAGCUGCAGCAUCAGCAUAACCAGCAGGGUGGACACCUAAAGCAGAUGCCCACAGGCACAGCAGGAGCAGCAGCAGCAGCAGCAGCAGCAUCAGCUCCGCCGGGCAGCAGCUCUGCCCUCAAGGAGCAACUGUCGGCCAAGAGCAGUCACUGCAGCUCUGGCUAUCAGAGCAUCUCCACGAAUCCCUCGCCCUCGCAGUCCUCCAGUCCCGUGGAGAGCCAGUUGAAGGCCGCAAUGAAUCAUUCGCAUCACAAUGCGCCGCUGGCCUUCAAGAAUCCCUCGUAUCAGCUGCAGAACGGUCCACAGCCCAGAGGAGGAGGAGGAGCAGCCAGCACUGCAGCCACAGCAACUCCUCAACAGCAGCAGCAGCAGCAGUUUGGGCAGCGCCUGAAGAAGCCUCUCGGUGCUGGGGUGGUGGCCGCACGUGCCGCGUUCCUCAACAGCGGCGGUGCCUUGGACCCGGCCACCCUGACGCCCAGCUCCUCGGACGAGCAGCUAUCGGCGGAGAAUUACUACAGCUAUGCGGCGGCUGCGGCGGCCGGCGCAGGUGUCGGCUCAACCAAAAUGGAAGCGCAGCGUUCCCUUAGCGGCGGCAGCAGCUCCUCGACCUCGGCCUCCGUCUCGAAUCUGGGUGGCAAGGGCUCAGCCUCAGCGUACGGACGACUCAACGGUGGUGGGGGGCCACUGAAGCGCGAGGAUGUUUACGGCAGUGCUGGAGGCAUGAGCAUGGGCUAUGCCAUGUCCACGCCGGGACACCAUCAGCAUCCCCAAGCGCAUCACCACCAACAGCUCGUACAGCAGCAGCACCAGCAGCACCAGUUGCAGGAGCAGAUGAAGCAACAGUAUCCGGGCAGCACGGCUGGCAGUGUGGGCUCCUCAACGUCGGCGGCCCAGCGGCGUCUCAGCUUGGAUUCAGCGCGCACGCUCUCUGACAGCAGCACGGACACGGAGGGUCACUGCAGUCAAUUGCAGGAGGGAAAGCGACGGCGUCAGUUGCGUAGCAGCGGCGGAGGAGGAGGAGGAGCCGGCAGCACCUCUGAGUCGGGUCUGGGAAAGGUUUACGAUCAGAAUGGGGAGAUUCAGUUGCUGCAGCAGACCUUGGACACGCUGCGGCACACCCUGGACAGGGACGAGGCCGAGCUGCGGGACUCCAGCGAUGAGUUGUUCCUGCAGCGGGCCGCCGGCAGCAACGGCAGCAAUGGCAGCAACAACCUAAGCCUCCAGUCAGAGUCCACCAUGCGCAGCAUCAUCGACAGGCUUAUUACCAUGGAGGAGGAGCUGCGUCGAGAGCAGCUAAAGAUGUCGCUGGCGCUGUCCCACAAGCAGCGCGUCAUCGAGGAGCAGGGGCAGCAGAUAGCGGCACUGGAUGCGGCCAAUAGUCGACUCCUGAGCGCCCUAACCGCCCUGCGACAGCGAUACGAGACACAGCAGCAAGCCCAGCAGCAGCAGCAGCAGCAGCAGCAGCACCAAACGCCACCACCAAAGAACCAGAAGCCACAGUGAAAGAGGAGGAGAACCAGGAUGGGGAAUGACGAACGCUGGGAAGAACACCGUGAAGAUACAGAUACAGAUACAGAUACAGACGGUGUGGCAACAAAAGAUACAAAGAAAGUGUCCCCUCUGGACACCACACGCCGCCACACCGUUAACGUUUUCGUCUUAAGGAUAAUUUUUGUUUAUUUUUUUUAGAAACCUUUUUUUUUUGUGUGUGUGUAUGCUACAUAAAUUAUACUACAUGUUUAAU